This is a messenger RNA of Drosophila melanogaster (fruit fly), 773 nucleotides long. RefSeq lists its product as uncharacterized. The transcript has 2 exons. The coding region runs from base 60 to 680 and encodes 206 amino acids. NCBI's taxonomy places the organism in Eukaryota, Metazoa, Arthropoda, Insecta, Diptera, Drosophilidae. The record is from RefSeq and is marked reviewed. Gene Ontology annotation, cellular component: nucleus.
GUCAAAUAAAUCCCUUUCAUUAUCAACCAUCGAUCGUCGUUAGAGAUUCAAUCGCCAAAAUGGACUACCUGGACAUUGAAUCCUUCCGCUCCAGGUACAGCGACAUAACCGUCACGGCCGUGCCAUCGCGCCCCAAGGCGGACGAGGAGCCAGCAAUGGACACCAACCAGGAGCUAGCAAUCAAGACGCAUGUGCCACAAGUGGAGAUAACGAGGGUGAGUGGAGCCGCUUCUGCUGGCAGUAGCUCCACUGCGAAUGCAGCGAUGAUGCUGCGCAACAGGCAGCAGACAAACAGCGCCGCACUUGCCUACGCCAACGAGUACAAGGAGGUGAUGGCCAAACUGGAGUACACCAAGUACAUGCAGGCCCAGUUGCAAAUAAUGUCGGCGGCAAACGGAGGAGGAGGUGGUUUUGGCAUCGACUCCGAUCUGUUUGGCACAUCUAUAGGUCUCGAUGAGAACGCCAACAUAGUGGACAAGUACUCCGAUCUACUCAAUGUCCUGGGGGAAAUGCGCACCAAUGUGCCGACCACGAUGGCGGGUUUAAGGGCACCCAAGGAGCGCAUGCAGCGCGAUAUAGCCCAUGCCAGGCUGAAGGUGCGCCAGUGUCUUCAGCUCCUGCAGCAGGCAGAGGAGGAGACCGAUCAGACUGACUUCCAGGGUGCCCCAGGCCAAGUGUGACGUCAUGUGCAUAUGUACGUAUGUACAUCUCUGCAUUGUUAACGACACCUCUCCGGGAUUGCGAGUGCCACGACAAUAAAAGACUAGAAUAAC